This is a messenger RNA of Physcomitrium patens, 1181 nucleotides long. RefSeq lists its product as uncharacterized. The record is from RefSeq and is a predicted model, not a curated record. NCBI's taxonomy places the organism in Eukaryota, Viridiplantae, Streptophyta, Bryopsida, Funariales, Funariaceae.
UUCACCUCCCGCUCGCUGCUCUAAAUCCCCCCUCCCCCUCGACCGAUGGAAGCAGCUUACUCGAGAUCUCUGCGCUGAUCUCUACUUCAAUCCACACCGGCUUUUGUUUGUUCGCAGGGCUACUCGCUUUUUUUGCGCUUCGAAUCGAGAUCUUCACGAUCUGCGCUUCGCAACCAUUCAAUCUGUCUUGCCCUUGUGCUCAUGCUCCACUUCUUGACUCAUCCGCCAUUGUUGUGCCCCAGACCUUGCCAGCGAGUGAGUGUGGAGUGUGAACGCGGAUUUCGAUUGGUCUGUGGUUGGUGCUGUUGGCGUGUUGCCGGAGGUAGGGACUAAUAGAAGACGACCGAUAUUCGGGGGGGCUCUUCCUGUUUGUGAGGACUGUGGAAAUCAUGGCUGGUAAUUUGCCUCAGGACGUGCAACAGCAUAGCAGCAGCAUUGUCCAGCCCGCUGCGGGGAAGUUGCCGAAGCCCGCGUCGCAGCUCGUGGACAGUCACUCUGUCUCCCGCAGGUUGCAAUCUGAGUUGAUGUCUCUUAUGAUGAGCGGUGAUCCUGGGAUUUCAGCUUUCCCGGAGGGUGAUAACAUAUUCUCGUGGAUUGGCACAAUCAAGGGGAGCAACGGCACUGUCUAUGAAGGUUUAUCUUACAAAUUAACUCUUAAAUUCCCUACGGAUUACCCUUUCAAGCCACCUGUAGUUAAAUUCGAUACGCUGUGCUUCCAUCCGAAUGUGGACCAAUUCGGUAAUAUCUGUCUCGACAUCCUACAGGAUAAGUGGUCCUCGGCCUAUGACGUGCGAACAGUGCUUCUCUCUAUACAGAGCUUGCUAGGCGAGCCGAACAAUGAUAGUCCACUCAAUAGUUAUGCGGCAGCACUAUGGAGCGACCAAGAAGAGUACAAGAAGGUAAUGCGGAAGCAAUACAGAGAUGCAGCUGCAUUGGCGAAGUAAACGUGUCGAAGGACGGGACAGACUUAAGCCAUGCUACAAGCGGAGAAUUGCAUUCUCGUAGAUGAAUAGACUAGUAUCAGGUGUAUGUAGGCCGUACAGUCCCCAUUAAGUUGCCCUUUGCCAUUUAUACAAAUUGUUAUAUGGCAAUAUGACUUUAGAAUUUUUAAUAUAACCUAAUCCGUUUUGCAAGAUAUGUACUUGUACAAUCCAUAUCUAAAUUUGUGUACACAGCAUUAA